Messenger RNA from Chanos chanos (milkfish), 1032 nucleotides. RefSeq names its product 3-hydroxymethyl-3-methylglutaryl-CoA lyase like 1 (gene hmgcll1). NCBI's taxonomy places the organism in Eukaryota, Metazoa, Chordata, Actinopteri, Gonorynchiformes, Chanidae. Gene Ontology annotation, biological process: L-leucine catabolic process; ketone body biosynthetic process. The record is from RefSeq and is a predicted model, not a curated record. The transcript is spliced from 9 exons. Gene Ontology annotation, molecular function: hydroxymethylglutaryl-CoA lyase activity. The coding region runs from base 1 to 1032 and encodes 343 amino acids.
AUGGGCAACGUCCCCACUGCUGUCAAACAUUGCCUGAGUUAUGAAACUCUCACACGGGAACAUCCUUGGCUGGCCGGUCUUCCUCAGGGAGAGAAGUAUGCUGCACUACACAAGUUCCCAGAAUCUGUUAAAAUUGUGGAGGUCGGGCCAAGAGAUGGACUUCAGAAUGAGGAGAAAAUCGUUCCGACAGGGGUCAAAAUCCAGCUAAUAAACAUGCUGUCCCAGACGGGCCUGGCUGUGAUCGAGGCCACCAGCUUUGUUUCCUCUAAGUGGGUUCCACAGAUGGCUGACCACACUGCAGUGCUUCGAGGAAUUAACCUGUUACCUCAUGUUCGAUACCCUGUUUUGACACCUAAUAUUCAAGGCUUCCACGCUGCAGUUGAAGCAGGAGCUACUGAAGUGGCUGUUUUUGGGUCUGCCUCAGAGACCUUCAGUCAAAAGAACAUCAACUGCUCCAUAGAAGAAAGCCUGCAAAGGUUUGAAAAGGUCAUCAGUUCUGCUAAAGAGGCGCACAUACCAGUGCGGGGGUAUGUCUCCUGUGCGCUGGGUUGCCCGUAUGAAGGAUUAAUAACACCAGCUCAAGUCACAGAGGUGGCAAAGAGGUUGUAUGAGCUUGGUUGCUAUGAAGUCUCCCUGGGGGACACCAUUGGUGUGGGUACUCCAGGCUCCAUGGCCAAGAUGCUGAACAGCGUUAUGACGGAGGUGCCCUGUCACUCGCUUGCUGUUCACUGCCACGACACCUAUGGGCAAGCCCUUGCCAACAUCUUGACUGCACUGCAGAUGGGGAUUUCUGUGGUGGAUUCCUCUGUAGCGGGCCUUGGUGGUUGCCCAUAUGCUAAGGGGGCCUCUGGUAACGUCUCAACAGAGGACGUCCUGUACAUGUUACACGGCAUGGGCAUUGAAACGGGUGUGGAUCUGUCCAAAGUAAUUGAUGCCGGCGAGUUCAUCUGCAAAGCUUUAAACCGUACAACCAACUCCAAGGUUGCUCAGGCCACCAGCAAGUCCAACCCACCAGCUGACAUAUUCACAUAA